UUUUUGUGUCGCUGAAGGAGACGUUGAUGAUAACAGCGCAGCUAACCAGACAUUCUGGCUAUUAGAACGGCGAAAAGAAAGGCUCUUGUCACUCUGGGGACUCUUGGAACUUCUGUGUGUGUGUGUGUGUGUGAGUGCGUGAAAGAGAGGAAAAAGUGAGUGUGUGUUGCUGCCUAUCUCAGCACCUCCUUGGAGGAUGACCAUGGAAGAGAUGAGGAUUGAAACCGAGACAAACUCCAUGGUCUCCAUGACGCUAUACGCUGUCAUGUACCCAGUUUUUAAUGAGCUGGAGAGGAUCAACUUGUCAGCUGCCCAGACUCUAAGAGCAGCCUUUAUCAAGGCGGAGAGGGAGAACCCAGGCCUAACUCAGGACAUCAUAAUGAAAAUUCUGGAGAAGAAAAAUGUUCAGAUAAACUACACAGAGUCUCUGCUGCGCAUGGCUGCAGAUGACGUGGAAGAGUUCUUACUGGACAGGCCAGAGCAGGAGUUCCAGGACCUAAAUGAGAAAUCCAGAGCUCUGAAACACAUCCUCAGUAAGAUACCUGACGAGAUCAACGACAGGGUACGCUUCCUACAGACAAUUAAAGACAUCGCCAGUGCUAUAAAGGAGCUCCUGGAUACAGUCAAUAACGUCUUUAAGAAAUACCACUACCAGAACCGCAGGGCUCUUGAGCACCAGAAGAAGGAGUUUGUCAAAUAUUCCAAAAGCUUCAGCGACACUCUCAAAACAUACUUCAAAGAUGGAAAGGCGAUCAACGUGUUCAUCAGUGCGAACAGACUGAUCCACCAAACCAACCUCAUUCUGCAGACCUUCAAGACCGUCAUAUAGGGUUGCCUUGGAGAGGCCAUCCAGUCUUCCAACGAAGCAACAUUAAAAAUGGCAUACGAUCGGAGAGCACCUUUUACCAGAUUUAAAUGUAAAAUGUAUUUAUCUGUGGCUUGAUUUUAAUCGGACAGUUUUAAUUUAUACCCUUGAAGUGCGUUCAACAAGGCUGAUGUUAGCAGUGAAAUACGUCAGCUUUUGAACUGUUAGCUAACGUGAGUGAAUGUUUAAUGGCCAAAAUCUAGCUGAAGAACUUCAGCAUAUGUGAUAGCUUUUUUAGUUAUCCCUAGCUACUGUUUAAUUGUUUGAAUCAGCAUUUAACGUUUAGGGACAGUCUUGUUGAUCGGGCUGUGACGAUACCAGUACGACAAUAUUUUUUCCAUGGCAAAAAUGAAAACAUGAGGCAGGCUCAACUCUUUGGUCCUAUGAAUACUUGCUGUAUGUAAAAUAUUCUGUGCUAUAUCUUAGAAAAUAAAUAAAUGUGACAACAUAAUGA
This is a messenger RNA of Salvelinus namaycush (lake trout), 1319 nucleotides long. RefSeq names its product programmed cell death protein 10-B-like. The record is from RefSeq and is a predicted model, not a curated record. Gene Ontology annotation, cellular component: Golgi apparatus; FAR/SIP/STRIPAK complex. The transcript has 9 exons. Lineage: Eukaryota; Metazoa; Chordata; Actinopteri; Salmoniformes; Salmonidae. The coding region runs from base 197 to 829 and encodes 210 amino acids. Gene Ontology annotation, biological process: regulation of Golgi organization; positive regulation of MAP kinase activity. Gene Ontology annotation, molecular function: protein kinase binding.